Symbiodinium sp. CCMP2592 is the source of this 3249-nucleotide messenger RNA. The record is from the annotation of a GenBank genome assembly. NCBI's taxonomy places the organism in Eukaryota, Dinophyceae, Suessiales, Symbiodiniaceae.
AUGAGCAGCGACGAUGCAGCGGCACAUGCAGCCGCUUUUCUUGCAGCAGCUGAGAAGGGCAUGCUCGAAGUCGCUCGGCGACACCUUCAAGGCCGGCACCGUCGAAUGAUUGUGUCAUCAGCUGAUGGCCAUGGCAGAGGUGCAGUUCACUUGGCCGCGCGAGCAGGCCACAGCGAGAUGAUAGCGCUGCUUCACGACCACGGCCUGCUGCUGGAGGAUUGCGAUGCGGAAGGCCGCACACCCUUGCAUCUCGCUUCCGAGCACGGUCGCAUGGAGGCAGCCAUGGUGCUGCUGGAUCGCGGCUGUGCGGCCGAUGUUCAGGACACAGCUGGCCGGACGGCCUUGCAUCUGGCAGUUUGCAGCAAGGAGCCUCGACUCUGCAACUUGCUUCAGGCAAAAAGCCCAGAGCUGGCAUCGAGGAAAGACUUGCAAGGGAGAUCUCCCUUGUCAUACGCAGUUUUGCAUCCCGCGCAGCCCGUCGCAGAGCAAUGCACCCGGCUGCUGCUGGCGGGGCUUGCAGAUGUGAAUGCCGAGGACAUUUUCGGCUUUGAUGCCUUGCACUAUGCCCGAAAAGCUGGUGCAGAAGGUGCAGCAGCCUUGCUCAAAGCCGUCCAAUCGCCUGCGCAGAGCGAGACCGUGCCACAGAGGCUUCAGCACGUGCAGGAUGACAUUCCCUAUUGGAACAUGCUCUUGGAUCAGCGGGAGCCAGGUGCGUUGCCCAAGUUAUCGGCAACUCAGGGCGCAGGCUAUGAGUCGCAAGAUGAGUAUCACUCGCGAAGGAGUGUACGGGAGGAGGCGGCACAUGCCCAGCAUGCCCAUGCUCAUGCAGAGCGACUGCGGCAAGAGCUGUUGGAUCAGAGUGAGCUCCUUGAAGCCGCAAAGCUUGAAAUAAAGGAAGGGCAGCUUCGAGAAAAGGAGCUGCGAACAGAACUAGUGGUACAGCAGAAUGCCACGACUGGAGCCGACCAGGAGGCCUACGGCGAAGGUUUUCCCAACAGCCUUGGCCAUCGUGUACUGCGCGCCGGAAGGCAGCUGGCCCAGAAGUCCGAGGAGUUUCGGACUGCGGAGGCGGCUGCCCGGAGCCUCGCUGGCAGAAACUCCGACUUGGAAGCGGAGUUGCAGGCGAGCAAAGACCUGGUCGCGGAAAUCCAGGUGGAGGAGCUUGAGCUGCACCGCAAGCUCGACAGGGAACUACAAAAUCGCGGUGAAGAAGAGUCUUGGAGAUUCCUUGCAGAGGAAGACCGCUGCAGCGCUGCGGCGGUGCGAGAGAUGCUCGAGCAGCGCCUCGAGGAGGCCGAGAAGUCGGCGGCCUCUUUCCGACUCCGUGAGAUCGACAGCCUCUCAAAGCUGGAGGGCGAUCUCGCGCAGCUCCACGAGGCCGAGAUGGCCCAGAUGCGACGGGAGUUCGAAACGGCCAAAGAAGAGGCGGGAACGUCGUGGAACUCCAUAGCAACGGUUCGGGCAGAGGCGAAGCGAAAUGUGGAGGCUGAAGCCGAGAUCUGCCGGCACGAGCUGCAGUCGGCACGACUGGCUCAGGAGAAGCAGAGGCAGCUGGAACAGCAGCUGCAUCAAGGCCGGCAGCUUUCGAGCUUCCUCGAGCAGGAGGCAUCCCGGCUGAAGGAAGAGGUCCGUGUUCGAGAUGAACAGUGGCAAGCGCUGUUCAGGUCCACCUCCAGCUUGAGCUUGGGAAGAGAGGCUUUGCUCUCUUCUCACAGAGAGGAGAUGAAGGAGAUUUUCGACCUCCUUGACGCUGAUGGUAGCGGUAGCAUCGAUCCAAAGGCCUCGAGGAUGAAAGUCCGGGCGCGGAGUGCUUUGCAGGACGAGCGCGUGGGCGCCCUCUUCUCGGCGAUUGCCUCGGCACCGCGCACGCGAGAGCCGCCGCCGCCGCCUGAUGUGGAUUGGCCGGGCUUCUACGGGCGAAACGGCAGAAGUGGCGGGCGAAACGGCGGUGGCCGCAGCUUCGUGGGCCCCGUGGAGGCGCGGCAGCUCCCCGGCAGGGGCAUCGGCCUGGUCACGAGCCGGCAGGUGAGGGCGGGUGAGCUGCUGCUCCUGGAGGACGCAUGGGCCACUUCGACAACGAAAGGGGCCGCAUCUAACGUUGCAAUCGCAGAGCUCGCAGAAGCUUGCGUGAAGAAGUUGGGAACUGCAGGGGAGAUGGAGCGUGCCCUGUUUUGGUGUCUCCACGGGACAAGCGAAGAGGGUUGGCAGAAUCCCAGUCUCCGGCUCAAGAUCUUCGAGCAGCAUUUGCAUCGGCUGGGCCAGGACAACACCGUCGCAGGAUACGAGGAGGGUCCAGGCCCAUCGUUGCCAGCUUGGCCCCGCCAGCUGCAAAGUGCGGUUUCUGCCAUUGUGGCCUCGAACAGUCGACGAUCGGAAGCAUGGAACGCUUUGACAUUGCUACUGGAUGAAACGCAGGCACUCGGUGGACUCUGGCUCGUGGCAUCUUUAUUCAACCAUUCUUGCUGUGCAAACGUCACUCUCAGCUACUCUUUGUCCGAGGACCGAGUUGGUGGGAGUAGCCGCGUGUAUCUGUCAUGCUAUGGAUUGCCGACAUGCGCUCGCACCGUGGCAUGCCAGGGUGGUAUCACAUUGGAGCUGGUGGACACCUAUGUCUACCCUUUCGACACAGUGGUCGAGAGGAGAAGCAGGUUGCAGCGGACGUACGGCUUUCUUUGUACAUGCACGCGGUGCUCAGUGGAGGCUCCGCUGGCCGCGGAAGCUGGCAAGGUCGCCGACUUGCUUGAGGCAGAGUUGCAAACAUUCUCCACAUUGAGAGGGCGGCGAGCGAAACCCAGCGAAGUGGGGGAGGUUGUCCGGAAGAUUCGACAAGUCUUGGAUCGGGUCUUCGCAACCGCGCAGAAGCUUCCACCCAGCACUCAACCACUUUGGAGGGCCCAGUUCGUGUGGGGCCUCCACGGUCUCGCCAUGGCUGCCCAGGACGCCGGGUUCUUUCAGGAAGCGGUCGAUGCGUUUCAGACAUGUAUUGAGCUGGCGGCUCUCAUCGCCCCAAGUUCGGAGUACGAGCUGAAAUACCACAUGAUGCUGGUUCAGUGCAUGGCAAGGCGGACGCUAUCAUCUCCCCCAUCUGCCCUGCCUGACGACACGCCAGCUUCGAUGAAGGAGGCUCUACGUCGGGCAGAAGAAGCUCACAAUCGCCACUACGGCGGAGGAGGUCGCCAUUUCCUGAGUCGCAUGCAGAAGAGGCUAGAAGACUUCUAUGCUGCAUUGCGUCGCUGCGGAAAGCGAUGA